Molecule: messenger RNA, 2937 nt
Organism: Notothenia coriiceps (black rockcod)
Lineage: Eukaryota; Metazoa; Chordata; Actinopteri; Perciformes; Nototheniidae
Product: short transient receptor potential channel 4-like
Exons: 9
Coding region: 1-1854 (617 amino acids)
Biological process (GO): calcium ion transmembrane transport; regulation of cytosolic calcium ion concentration
Cellular component (GO): plasma membrane; cation channel complex
Molecular function (GO): inositol 1,4,5 trisphosphate binding; store-operated calcium channel activity
Source: RefSeq, a predicted model, not a curated record
AUGUUUUCUGUGCAGCACAAGUUUGCAAUUCGCCAACGGUCCACUAGAGUGAGCCAGUGGUCAGUGAAAACUAGACUACAUGGUCUGCCCAUGAUCCUGCCGCCGAAACUCUUAAAGUUUGUUGCUCAGCCCAACUGUCAGCAGCUGCUGGCUUCUCGGUGGUAUGAUGAGUUCCCAGGCUGGAGGAGGCGGCACUGGGCAGGAAAACUCAUCACGUGUAUCUUUAUUGGCCUCCUCUUCCCACUGUUAUCCAUCUUCUACUUGUUCUCUCCAAAGUGCAGUUAUGGCUUAUUCAUUCGGAAGCCCUUCAUCAAGUUCAUCUGUCACACUGCUUCCUACCUGACCUUCCUCUUCCUGCUCCUUCUGGCCUCGCAGCAUAUAGCUUCUGGGCAGAAGGACUUUCAAGGCCCACCACCCACCACGGUGGAAUGGAUGAUCCUACCCUGGGUGCUUGGCUUUAUAUGGACGGAGGUCAAACAGAUGUGGGAUAGUGGUUUCAAAGACUACAUUGAUGACUGGUGGAACUUAAUGGACUUCAUUAUGAACUCCUUGUAUCUUGCAACAAUUUCCCUGAAAAUUGUUGCCUAUGCAAAGUACAGUGGGCAAAAACCCAGAGACACCUGGGAAAUGUGGCACCCGACUUUGAUAGCAGAGGCAUUGUUUGCCAUCGCUAACAUCUUCAGCUCCUUGCGCCUCAUCUGCCUUUUCACUGCCAACUCUCACCUUGGCCCCUUACAGAUCUCACUGGGCCGCAUGCUCCUGGACAUCCUCAAGUUUCUCUUCAUCUAUUGUCUGGUGCUGUUAGCCUUUGCCAAUGGCCUCAACCAGCUCUACUUUUAUUAUGUAGACGAGAGUUUGUCAUGCUACGGCGUUCGCUGUCUUCAGCAAAACAACGCAUUCUCAACGCUGUUCCAGACGCUGCAGUCAUUAUUUUGGUCGAUAUUUGGCCUAAUUUCCCUCUAUGUUACCAAUGUGAAACCAGACCAUAAAUUCACUGAGUUUGUGGGCUCCACCAUGUUUGGCACGUACAAUGUCAUUUCCCUGGUAGUGCUUUUAAAUAUGCUAAUUGCCAUGAUGAACAACUCCUACCAGCACAUUGCUGAUCAUGCCGAUAUAGAGUGGAAAUUUGCAAGAACAAAAUUAUGGAUGAGCUAUUUUGAAGAAGGGGGAACUCUGCCUUCUCCUUUUAAUAUAGUACCCAGCCCAAAGUCAGUUUUUUAUCUAUGUGGAUGGAUUAAGACACAUUUCUUCAAGAGAACAAGCAUAAAAAGGCGUGAAACAUUCGAAACUCUGGGGAGACGUGCAGCCGAUAAUGUAAGAUUAAACCAUGGAUAUCAGGGGGUUUUGAAGAACCUAGUGAAGCGGUAUGUGGCCGCAAUGAUCAGAGAUGCAAAGACAGAGGAAGGGCUGACGGAGGAGAACUUUAAGGAGCUUAAGCAGGACAUCUCCAGCUUCCGCUAUGAAGUCCUUGGAAUGAUGAAGGGUAAACUUCAAGGUGAGGGGGUCACAGGUAACGUUCUAGGCUCCACCUUGGCUUACCCUGGAAAUUGUUUCAUAUAUUCUCCCAAAUUCCCUAAUGAUGAGCCACAACAGAAGCUGACCCUGUUUGACAUCACCGUGCCCACCCUGAAGAGCGCAGCGGCCACCCCCUCCAUCACUGUGGGAUCUAGCAGUACAGCCAAUGGUUCGGUUGUCCUGUCCAGCACAGAGCAGACUCUCAACAAGCUAUGCAAUACUGUCUCAGAUGCUGUGUCCCCCCAGAGACGCAGCAGACUCCCCUCUCUGACAUGUGAUGAAAUAUACUCAUUGUCAGUGGAAGAUAUAUUGGGAACUGAUGGACAAAACCAAGGAUGACUUCAGACUGAUAAAUCCGUUAUGGAAUUCUUACAGAAAGCAGAUAAGGAUAUUCAGGAGAUUGAUCAUUCCUGCAAAGAACACACUAAGGAAGUGAACAAUUGGCUAAAAAAAAUAGACGCAAAAUCAUCUGUGUCGGCAAGUGAGAGAUUUUAACCAUGAAUAGAUUUUUUUCUUUUUUUGGACCUAUAUUCAUUCAUGAAGCAUUUGAAACCAGUUCAUCAAAGUAGGAUUUCUCUCAUGUUUAAAAGUUACACUGUAUUGAGUGAAAUAAUAUAUAUAUAUAAGUAGUAUAAUACCAUUUCUCACAUUAUGUUACCAUUAUUCCUAAGUUCUUGAUAAAAGAUAUGCAACACUAUGGAGCAAGGCUAACUUGAAGCUCAGGGAAUUGUAAAGCAAGUUAGAAAUGUAUAUUGUACAUUGAGCAUUUCAUUCCAAAGAGCCCUGACGACACUCUGCUGCCUAUCCUGUCCUCUUUCUCUUUCAUCUUUCCUCUUACUGUAAUAUGCAAAAUGUAUAUGACUAUAACAAUAAUAUAACCCCUAAUGUGCUAACAGUUUUUGUUAAAAUCCAUACUGCAACAAAAUAAUCAGGAACAUAAUAUAAUCAAUAAAUAAUAUAAGUGUAGUUUUAUUUAAUAAUUUAACAAUUCCAUAUUAAAUCUGUACGCAGUAUCCAGUUUAUCAAUGUAGCAUCUAGAUUAUUUAUAGGGUUUGUUGUUUUAUUCCACCAUUACUUAACCUGUUCAGGGAGAGAGAAAUGUUUUCCUCUAAAUGCUUUUGAUGGAGCAGAAGAGAAACACAAUGCAAUCUAUUUAAGAUAUGUUGUACAUGUAUUCCUAUAUGUGUGGUUAUUUAUAUGUGGAAUUGUGUAACUUAUAAUGUAAUAAAACAUCUCUGUUAUUAAAUGAGAAUGUUUGUACUGAAGCAGUAUUAUCUAAAAAGACUAAACAAAGUGUAUAUUACUAAAAUAAAGAUGGCGAGCAAAUGGCACAAAGAUAGAGAAGAAAAAUACUUGUUGAAUUGGCCUUUCUCUUGAUUUGCUUUACUGCUGACAUCUCUCAUCUUGUUUACUGGAGAGAGG